CAUACAGACGCACCUACAGACAUGCAUCUAUACUUCUACCUACCUCCACUACUUACCUACCUCUCCUACUUACCCUCCUACUUAUCCUCCUCCUACUUACCCUCCUCCUGCACAACUGGUAUCGGCACGUACGCGUACUACACGCCUACCUGUCUUACGUACUCACAUACCCUCUCUCCGUACACUACGUUGGCUGGCUGGUUGGCUGGUGGAAUGCUGCUGUUUAUUCUCUUAUUGUAUGUGUGCGCCGCCCAGCUAGCAGCUACACGCGACGACACCACGACCGGAUGCUUGACGCUUGGUUCUUGACGCACAAACGCCUUCCGCUUAUUGUUCAAACGUGUUCCCACUUUGAGUUUCUGUUUCACAAGAGAGGGGGUGGAACACCUCAAGACUCCCCCCUGCGCAUCUUCGCCUUUGCUGAUAAUGCUGUCGCACCAUGUAGCUUCGUCCCAGACGCUGCCAGACCAUUUCCGCGAUCCACCCAAGUUCUCUCAACGACCAGCUCCGAGACCCAAUACCCACGACAGCGAUGGUGACGAUGAUGUCGAUACUGGCGGGUGGGAAAACACCGUCAGACCUAUAGCCCCCGACUCUUCCACCUCUCGCGCUAUUGCGCACUCUCGCCAAUCCUCCCUCGAAAAGCUCCAGUCGGGCGCUCUCGCCGACAUCCCUGAAUUGCCUCAGUCGCCCACCUCCUUGUCCGCGCCCUCCAGCAUUCGUUUAGCAGCGUCACGCCCCGGCCCUAGUGGCAUACUCGAGCGUCUAGUCGACUCGAAGGCUUCGGCGGCAUACGGGCAUCAUCGACAGACCUCUAUUGUUCAUGGCAUUCAACAUUCGAGGAAUGGAAGCCUUGCGAGUUCAUCCUCGAGUCCUCUCAGCCCGCAGAUAAUUGCGGCUGCCGGCGCUGGACUCCUGCCGGAACAACCAGAAAUGUCCACAAUGAGCCGGAUAGAUUCGGAACUAUCAACAGCCUCUAUGGCGUCUACGGUUCCCCGACCACCAACCGCUUUGUCGGGAACCACAAUCAACGCAUCUAUUCACAGUAUAGAUAGGUCGCAAUCCACUCAGGAUAGUGGCACGGGCAGUGCAACAUCCCACAGGAAGAUCGAGCGCAUGCACAGCAAGACCCGGCGCGACCAUUCGCAUCACCACUCGCAUUCCUCGAGACAUCAUAGAGAUGAGCCGAAAACAGUAGGCGAGUAUGCUAUGCACGUGCUGUUCACGUCGUUCAUUGCUAUGGCCGAAGACAAGCUGGGCGAGUGUCUUACGGUGCCUUUUGACCCCGAGCCGCCGGUCGAACAGAUAUGUGGCCCUGGGGCCGACCCGGCCUUUGACCGUUUUAUUGUGGCCCUAGGGCACAUCGCAAGCCAAAAGCCGAGACCGCUCAUCGAUUCCAUCAUGCUUUGGCGGAAGCACAAGAGCGAAGCGGCUAACGAGGCCCGGAGCCUGUUACACCAAGUGAAGUCCAACCUUCCUGCGACGGCCCUCGUGAGGCGAAAUACCGAGCCCCUCCAAGUAGUCACGGGCGGCUCAGAGGCAUUACCCGGCGUGCCUCAGGCUCUUGCGGACAAGCAGAUUGCGGCAGCUCAUGCUGAACGCCGUUCUAUCGUCUCUAUUUACAUACUUUGCCGUGUACUCCUGGAGGUUAUUAGCCAAAGUAGUCUCAGCUCCAUCACUCCCGAGAUGGAGGACAAACUCGAGGCCAUCAUAUUUGGCCAGCUCAAGAUUGCCGACAUAGAGCAGUUGUAUCUCUCACCUCUUAAACUGGCCAACUGGAAUCUAUUCGCCCAAUUGCUCGGUGUGAUGGGCGAGAUCAACUUUGCCAGCGUCACAGAUCGGUUUAUCGUUGACCUCGACCGCACGCUUCAGGAUCUCACUAUUAGAAGCCCAACAUCCCAGAGCAGAGACCCCGAGGGCCAAGUCGAGCUAGUACUCGGCGGAAUGAAGCACCUACAUAUUAAAAUCGAUACCGACGAAAGUUGGGACCAGGCGUGCGACUUUUUGGUAUCUCUAGGAAGGCUAUUUUCUCGAUCCCACGGCCAGAAGGUGAAGUCCGCGUUUUGCCAGAUCCUGGACAAUCUUCUCAUCCCUAUUGCUGCGAAGGCUACCAACAGACAUUUCGCUCAUCCGAAGUGGGCGGAAGUACUUAGCAAUAUUAGUCCCCGUCUAGCAUCGAUGUUCAUUAAACCGCGCCAUUGGCUAUCCGCAUUUCCUUUAACAGCAACAAUGCUCUGCGUAUCACACCCCGAGAAUUUGAGCAACCAAUGGCUCCAGUUGGUUCGAACGCUACAACCGAGGCUCAAAGACCGCUCAAUGCGUCCUCUGUGUUUGCAGGUCAUCUCGAGGCUCGUUUGGGCGUAUCUAUACCGAACUACGGACAACUUAGCCGGGGCCACACGAAAGCUGGACGAAGUGAUGCAACUUAUAUUGCCUGCCUCUAAGCGUACUUUCUCCGUGGCGGAUACGGCUCCUACCGGACCCCUGGUGCAGGUUAUAAGAAUCAUCGGCUUCAAACAUCCCGAGUAUUGUUGCAAGAACAUCAUAUUCCCCUUAAUCAACGCCGAACUCUUCAGCUUGAAUAAGGAGCUCAAGGUGGAGCAACUAGAGCCUGAUAGAAUGGUGAUCGGGAUCAGAGCGUUCCUGGCCAUCAUGUCAGACCUCGAAAAGGGUGAGAGUGGGCGACCCCCAUUCCCGCAACACUACCCUUCUGCGUAUUCCCCCGAUCGCGCUCCUCCAAGUUCUCCGGCGUCUGCCUCCACCUCCGGCAUCACGUCCACAACCCCCCUGGUGCUCGAUCACGACGAGACCUUGUCACGCCCCGUGCAGCUAGGCGCAUUGAGUGACGGUGCUAAAGAGUAUUACAAGAAAUUUUCGGAGAUACUGGGUAAAAUCACCAUCAUCUGCGACAACACCUUCGGUGGCCAGGCUGCACUUGAUGAAAAGUUCAGUAGUCCGGGAGGGGGGCCCAAAACACCAAUCGCCGAGACAUUCAACUUUUCAAGACGUGACGAUCACCCCAGCCCGGCUGAUCAGAAGCAGUCUUUCUACGAACUACUCCAUGUUGCUGUCCAAGCGCUGCCUCGGUGCCUCUCUACCGACAUCCCGUUCAACUCCCUCAUCAACCUCCUUUGCACAGGCACUGCGCAUGUCCAAUCCAACAUCGCCGAAUCCUCCGCCCAGUCUCUUAAGUCAAUCGCUCGGCAGUCGUAUGCACAUCAGGUCACGGUCAGGUUUGCCCAAUUCAUAUUCAAUUUUGAUGACCGUUACUCUACAAUGUCAGAUGGGGGCAUGCUAGGUCCCGGCCAUAUCGAGAGCACUCUGAGGCUUUACGUCGAACUGCUGCAUAUAUGGAGAGACGAGAUUAGGAAGAAAACUAGGGACGCCACAUCCGAUACCACAGACCUCAAUGGUGCCGAAAAACGGGGCAUAAAGUUAGAUCUGUCUAGCAUUUGGGCGGAGGUCGAGCACGUCGAGGCUCGCGGCUUGUUCUUCUUGUGCUCGCAGUCUCGCAGGGUGCGGCAUUUCGCGAUUACCGUCCUGCGGUUGAUCAUCGAAUUCGACACCGCCCUGGGUAAGGACAACCCGCAGGAGAAGGAUACCGUCCGCCUCAUCGACAUCCUGGAGAACGACUCAGUGCAAGUAAUGAACUUCCAGGAUGAGCAUCUAUCUGUAGCGGAACGAAGUAGACUCCAGAGGGGUAUGCAGAACAGCAAUAACAGGGGGGCUCUGAUUGAACUUUGUACGAGCGACGUCUCGUACGACACAACUCUGUGGUUCAAGAUCUUCCCUAAUUUCAUACGGAUUGCCUAUGACCGAUGUCCCUUCACCGUUACUAUCGGACGGGAUUUGGUUUGCAACCGAAUUUUACAAAUGUAUCAAGGCAUUGUAGUUUUGUCGGAGCCGACUCGGGGGCUCUAUUACGGAUCUAACCCCGGCGGCGCUCAAUACACGGGCAGGGCACCGACGACAGAGCCCGAUGUGCUUGUUGAGCAGUGGAAGUUAUAUCUUGCUUUCGCGUGCACAACAUUGAACGACUCGGGCGCCGCUAUAAGUGGCGCGUCCAGAGGAAGCCAACACUCGCGAAACGUAUCCAAAUCUGCUGCUGACAAAAUUGUGUCGGCGCGGACGCUCUUCAAAUUCUUAAUACCACUGCUUUUAGCCUCUUCGGCCUCCGUUCGGGAGGCUGUUGUGCUCGCUAUGGGCUCUAUUAACAUCAACAUUUAUCGAACGCUGCUAGAGGAACUGCAGGGGCAGGUAUCUCGUUGCAACGACGAAGCUCGUGCCCGGAUUCACCAACGAUCAAAUAGCGGUCCGCGUAGAAACCGGAAAAUGGAUUUGCUUCGGACAGAGCUUACGUGUGUGUACAAAUUAACUUGCCAUUUUCUUAAGGAGCCGGAUGUAUACCAAGAUGACUGGAUCCUCAGCAAUCUCUGCGCGUACACGAGGGACCUGAAGCUUUUCCUCAUGGACGGCGAUGUUCAAAUGGACUGGGAGUUUCAGAAGCUGAGACGGCAUUACUGCGGUCUGGUGGAAGGGCUCUUCGAGGGUAUCAAUCGCACAAAGGAUCCGUCUCGUUGGAUGACAUUCGAGUCUCGGAAGUCUUCCUUUACCCUGAUGGAGGAUUGGUGUGGCUUCUCGCCGAAUCAGAUGCAAAUUCGUCAGAGAGAAGACACAAUGCGACAAUCGCUAAUCGACCAGCAAUCUCUAGGCGAACGCGGCACCAUAACUGCCGCUAUGGAGAUAGAGAAGAGGAACCUGAAGACAGCGGCCCUUAGCGCCAUGGCAGCUUUGUGCGCUGGCCCUGUGAGCGUAAUUACGGAAAGUGGUGUUACACUUCAGUUCGAUAUGAGGAGGAUGCUGGCCUGGGUCGAAUCCAUCUUCAGUUCCGGGAGCGACCGGGUCAAUGUAAUCGGCAGAAGGGCUCUCAAGAAUCUGAUUGUUUACAAUCAGGAUCACCCUUAUCUCCUAGAGCAUUGUAUAGCACGAUGCUAUUUAACGGAGGUGCCAAAGGUGCUCGAAAGCUAUUUCACGGUGAUUACCGAGGUACUGCUAGAGCACGUUGGUCAUAUCUUGCCAUUCUGGAAGCUACUGGGAAUGUGCUUGUUCACCUUAGGGAAUGACCAGAGCGACAUCCGCUCCAAGUCGGCUCAGGUCCUCCGGGCCCUAGAGGAGAGGCAGCAGGUUGCUCGAAGUUCCAAGAUUCGAGACUUCGAGAUCAGCAUCGCGGAUAAGACCAAGGCUGUCUACAAGCUAGCCCAGUUCGAGAUUUCCAAACGGCUCGCGAAGCAGCACCCAGAGCUAGCGUUCCACGUCUUUUCCGAAGUAACAUAUUAUUUCAAAAACCUCUCACCGGCGUCGCAACGAAACGUAGUCGCUGUUAUUCUACCCUGGAUCCAGACAAUCGAGUUGAAGGUCGACCCAAACGGGGGACCUACGGCACAGUCCUACGUGCUUCUCGCCAACCUGCUCGAAGUCACCAUCAAGUCUAGCGCCGCACUCCAUAAUGAAGUCCAAGCCCUAUGGCAAGCUCUCGCAACUGGUCCCCACCCCGGGAAUGUCCGCCUUGUCCUCGACUUUAUUAUAUCCCUCUGUUUAGAGCGGAGGGAGCAAAACUUUGUGGAGUACGCCAAACAAAUUGUGGUGUUUUUGUCGAGUACUCCUAGCACGCCCGGCAUCAAGGUGGUCGAAUUUCUGCUGAUGCAGAUCAACCCGAAGGCCAUGGUCCCUAAUGAGAAGAGGGAGAUUGUGCCACCACCCCCGGACAUCAUCAGCCUGCCUUAUUGCGCCGAUUUAUCAGAAGCAUUACCCGUUGGCACCAAGCAGGCUGGCUUCUCCCUCGGCCAAUUAUCCUUGAUACUACUCGUUGACUUGAUGGUGUCUCCGGUGCAGCUGACGGCUGACAAUCUGCCCGUGCUGCUCCAAGUCGUUGCUGUACUCUGGGAUCACUACACGCCUCUUGUCCAGGAACAAGCUCGUGAAAUGCUGGUGCACCUCAUCCACGAGUUGGUUGUUUCAAAAAUGGACGAUGCUACCCCAGCGGGGACCAAAAAGUCGAUUGAAGACUUGAUCGAUGCAAUCCGACGCCACGACCGUACAGUAGUCUGGAGCUACGAAGAGAGCAACGGGAGAGUUGACGGCCGCGACAAUAAGGUCCCGCAGAGCAUGGAGUACCUUAGCGCAGAGGUUGUCAAGACUUUUGAGGUGACCUUCCCCGGCAUCAAGGAACAAUGGAGUCGCCUAUCCCUGACUUGGGCAACUUCUUGUCCAGUCAGACACCUAGCAUGCCGUUCGUUCCAGAUCUUCCGCUGUAUACUUACUUCGCUCGAUCAGUUGAUGCUAGGCGACAUGCUUGCACGAUUGUCCAACACCAUUGCGGACGAAGACACCGAGAUCCAAACUUUCUCUAUGGAAAUCCUGACUACUUUGAAAACUCUCAUUUCGAAACUCGACCCCGAGAAAUUGCUGUCUUUCCCUCAGUUAUUCUGGACGAUGUGUGCGUGCUUAGAUUCGAUCAAUGAGAUCGAGUUUCUAGAAGCAAUAGAGAUGCUCGACGAGUUUCUGGAGAAGCUGGAUUUUCACUCUUCAAGUAUCCGCAAGGUGCUCAUGGACGGCCAGCCCCCAAGGUGGGAGGGUACGUUCGAAGGUGUCCAACCACUACUCUACAAAGGUCUUAGGUCGUCAGUUUGCCUCCAGCCCACGCUCGACAUCCUAAAUAAGAUUGUCAGACUGCCAAACAGUAGCCUUACCGGCGAUAAUAACCGACUGUUCUUUUCCAUUCUCGCCAACUUCCCACGUUUUCUACAGGCACUAGAGCAAGACACUAUCGACGGGGAUACCUUAAAAACCGCGAAGAUACUUUUCUCAGUCGCGGAGGCCCAAAGGUUGCCGUUGAUAUGCGAUACUCUCGGUGCUUUUGUUGAUUUGCGGUACCUGUCGGGCAAAGACCUUAUGCGUGAGCUUCUUGCCGCACUUCGUGAAUACUACCUACCGCAGCUCGACUUCAAAUUGCUCACCAUGCUAUUGGGGUUCUUAACCAAUGACAUAUCUUCAGUGAAGAUCAUGACGAUGCGGCUUCUCAGUGCUGUGAUCCCCAGUAUUGAAAUGCGCAAACCCGAAAUCGCUGGGCACGGCUCCGACUUGAUCUCCCCGCUCUUCCGGCUUUUACAAACCGAAUUCUGCAUGGAGGCCCUAGAGGUUCUCGACAAUAUCAUGACUAUGUCCGGGACUCCGAUGGACAAACACUACGUCCGGAUGAGCAUGACUAGCGCAUCAUCGAAAGAGAAGAAAGAUUACGAGCUGACGCAGAGCCUAUUUGGUAUCCCGGAAGAUUCUGGAUGGUCAAUUCCGGUUCCAGCAAAGAAGACCGAGAUAACACGAGCGAAUAUCCACGCUGCAUUCUACAUGUGCCAAGCGAACCCGGAGGAUGGAAUCCCCACCGACCCAACGCCAACACCAGAGGUCGAGUUCCACACGGACGACUACCGCUAUGGUUACUUCGAGAUGCCGGAUAGGACGGAAACCAUGAUGUCAGACGAGGCCCAAGCCGAAAGCCAAAUGGCGGACCUGGUGACAAAACUCGAUAGCCUGGAUGAUUUCUUCGACGGCAUGUCGCAGACAUCGCCGAGCGAGGGCCGCUCGUCUAGGACCGUGACAGAAUUCGCCCCCGAAAGCUACGAAUCCGGGGCCCGGCUUUACGACGACGUACUGCCGAUCCUCCACCAGGCUUCGAGCAACACUUCGUUUCAGAACGGGUUCAUUGACCGUCUACCAACAUCGAAAGAAGGCAAGACAAAUGCUAUGAACCCAGGGGCGUUUAAUCCCGACCCAACGGCCAGACCAGGGUUACACUCGCGUUCCAUUACCUCCCCGUCAGCUCCGGCCUCUUGGAGCCAGCCGCAACUGAGCGAACUCACCUCUGACGACGAAUUGACCGAGGACGUCUUCUCCGAUGGCGACGAUGAACGACAGCCGAACGAGGUACUGGAGAACUCUUUUUUCCUGGAGAACAUGAUCAAGCCCAUUGCGCAGACGACUAGGACUCACAUGCGCCGACUCACCGGUAGCAGAUCCCGCGACGCCGAGAGACAGCGGGAGCUCUUCCGGGCAAAGAUGUCUCCGUCGGUACCCAAGGUGCCUCAUUCGUUCUUACCACACAAAGCGAAUCCGUCGUUGGGGGAUAUGAUGUGAAUGUUAUAACGGGAUACAGCGAGCAUGAGCAUAAUACGAGGGGAUGGGGGUGCACCAAUCUAAGAGUACCGAUAUGGUAGGAGAAUACGCCGGA
Durotheca rogersii is the source of this 8284-nucleotide messenger RNA. RefSeq names its product cell morphogenesis N-terminal-domain-containing protein. The coding region runs from base 427 to 8190 and encodes 2587 amino acids. Gene Ontology annotation, biological process: cell morphogenesis. The transcript is spliced from 2 exons. NCBI's taxonomy places the organism in Eukaryota, Fungi, Ascomycota, Sordariomycetes, Xylariales, Xylariaceae. The record is from RefSeq and is a predicted model, not a curated record. Gene Ontology annotation, cellular component: site of polarized growth; cell cortex.